Molecule: messenger RNA, 2092 nt
Organism: Setaria italica (foxtail millet)
Lineage: Eukaryota; Viridiplantae; Streptophyta; Magnoliopsida; Poales; Poaceae
Product: T-complex protein 1 subunit eta
Exons: 14
Coding region: 142-1824 (560 amino acids)
Biological process (GO): protein folding
Cellular component (GO): chaperonin-containing T-complex
Molecular function (GO): ATP hydrolysis activity; ATP-dependent protein folding chaperone; ATP binding
Source: RefSeq, a predicted model, not a curated record
CGUGUUGUUGUGGAGCAGCCCGGAUCUCCAUCUCCAUCAGAAAACCUCCUCGGCCGAAACAGCAAAACCCUUUCCCUCCCUCCUCUCAGAUCUCCUCCUCUCCCUCACACCCCAAACCCUAGCUUCGCCCAGCCCCCAACCAUGGCGGCGAUGAUGCAACCGCAGAUCAUCCUGCUCAAGGAGGGCACGGACACGUCGCAGGGGCGCGCGCAGGUGGUGAGCAACAUCAACGCGUGCACGGCGGUGGCGGACACCGUGCGGACCACGCUGGGGCCCCGGGGCAUGGACAAGCUCAUCCACGACGACAAGGGCGGCGUCACCAUCUCCAACGACGGCGCCACCAUCAUGCGCCUCCUUGACAUCGUGCACCCCGCCGCCAAGAUCCUCGUCGACAUCGCAAAGUCACAGGACUCCGAGGUCGGUGAUGGAACUACUACUGUGGUGCUUCUAGCUGGAGAAUUCUUAAAGGAAGCAAAACCUUAUGUUGAGGAUGGAGUGCACCCCCACAGUCUAAUUCGCAGUUAUAGGGCUGCGGGCAAUAUGGCAAUUCAAAGGGUUAAAGAAUUGGCAGUUAGCAUAGAAGGGAAAAGCCUUGAAGAGAAGAAAUCAUUGCUAGCCAAGUGUGCUGCCACAACACUCUCAUCAAAACUGAUUGGUGGUGAAAAAGAAUUCUUUGCUUCUAUGGUUGUGGAUGCUGUCCUUGCCAUUUGCAAUGAUGACAGGCUUAAUCUUAUUGGGAUUAAAAAGGUUCCUGGAGGUACCAUGAGAGAUUCAUUUCUGGUGAAUGGUGUGGCAUUCAAGAAGACAUUUUCAUAUGCUGGAUUUGAGCAGCAACCAAAGAAGUUCCUAAAUCCAAAGAUUCUUUUGUUGAACAUUGAACUAGAAUUGAAAUCUGAGAAAGAAAAUGCAGAGAUCAGAUUAUCAGAUCCUCUGCAAUACCAAUCAAUUGUCGAUGCUGAAUGGAACAUUAUUUAUGACAAACUGGAUAAAUGUGUGAAAAGCGGAGCAAAGAUAGUUCUGUCUCGGUUAGCUAUUGGUGAUCUGGCAACACAGUAUUUUGCAGACCGAGACAUUUUCUGUGCCGGUCGUGUCACUGAAGAGGACCUGCAACGAGUGGCUGCAGCAACUGGUGGAACCGUUCAAACUUCUGUAAAUAAUGUCAUUGAUGAGGUACUUGGUUCUUGUGAGGUAUUUGAGGAAAAACAAGUGGGCAAUGAAAGAUUCAACAUAUUUAGUGGCUGCCCUUCUGGUCAGACAGCAACUAUUGUCCUCCGUGGUGGUGCAGACCAGUUCAUUGAGGAAGCUGAACGAAGUCUCCAUGAUGCCAUCAUGAUUGUUAGGAGAGCUCUUAAGAACUCUACAGUCGUGCCGGGUGGUGGUGCAAUUGAUAUGGAAAUAAGCAAGUAUCUCAGACAGCAUGCACGAACCAUUGCUGGGAAGUCUCAGUUCUUUGUAAAUUCGUUUGCUAAAGCCCUUGAGGUUAUUCCACGACAACUUUGUGAUAAUGCUGGAUUUGACGCAACUGAUGUGCUCAACAAGCUCAGGCAGAAACAUGCAUCUGGUGAUGGUGCUAAUUAUGGUGUAGACAUAAACACUGGUGGAAUUGCUGAUUCCUUUGCUAACUUUGUGUGGGAGCCUGCUGUUGUUAAGAUCAAUGCUAUAAAUGCCGCAACAGAAGCUUCCUGCCUUAUCCUGAGCGUCGACGAAACAGUGAAAAACCCAAAGUCUGAGAGCGCACAAGGUGAUGCUGCAGCUGGUGCAAUGGCUGGUCGUGGAGGAGGUGCAAUGCGAGGCCGUGGCGGGAGGGGCAUGCGCAGGCGGUAAAUUGAGCCACGUCGACUCUGUAACUUCAUGUUUUUGAUCGCCUGAGGGCUGUUGUAUCAUAACUGCACGUGUGAUGUGAGUGAUUCAGAAGCAAUGAUAGCCUUUGUUUCAGAACAGCAGAGAUAUACCAGGCAUUUAUGAAUGUAGCCGCCACCGGUUGUGAUAUAGUUAGAUCUGAGCCUUGUUUUUUUUUCUCUCGAGCUAAAGGAUGUAUUCCUUUUGUUGCGAUCCUUGUGCGCUGAAGCCUAAAAUUCUGUGCGUUGUUUUU